Messenger RNA from Papaver somniferum (opium poppy), 864 nucleotides. RefSeq lists its product as uncharacterized. The record is from RefSeq and is a predicted model, not a curated record. Bases 141 to 611 code for a protein of 156 amino acids. NCBI's taxonomy places the organism in Eukaryota, Viridiplantae, Streptophyta, Magnoliopsida, Ranunculales, Papaveraceae. The transcript has 4 exons.
CUUGUUAUGUCAUACACAAUCCCAAAACCCCUUCCGCUCAAGACACUCCCAUCUCCUAAAAGUUCAAAGAUCUCAAUUAUCAUAUACUUUCUUGAUCAUUAUAAGUGUUUUUAGCAGAUCACAUAGAUUCUUGCAAAAUAAUGAGAACUUGUUUACCAUUCUCUGUUCUUUUCUUCUGCUUUCUCCUUCUUCUUGUUGAUGUUCAAGGAAUUCGUUUGGAGAAAGAGGUAGUCCAACAAUAUUCACUUGUGAACCAAAGAAUUCAGGAAGAACAGAAGAGUAAAUUGAUGGAAGUUGAUGAAGAAAUAGUGAUUAUAUGCAGAGAUGGCCAUUGUUUAUCAUCAUCAUCAGGUAUGAGAACAAGAAAACUUUUAACAAAGACAGCAACAACAACAUCCCCAACUCCGACUACUAAAGUUGGUUCAAAGCCAAGCAAAAAAAGGAGCGGAAAACUGCAUGAAAACAAAGAGAAGGUUGAUUCUAUCAAAGCAUCAUCACAUAUUCCGGCUGAGCAUGGGGAGGAUGUUGGUGCGGCGCAUUACCCUGAUAUCAUCGAUAUAGCUGGGAUGGAUUACACAACAGCCAGGAGAAAACCACCAAUUCAUAACUAAAAGCCCGAGUGUUUUUUGUUUUUUUUGUUUGUUUGAGGUGUGGGAUAUGUGUAAACCAAAGGAAAAAGAAACUAUAAUUAGGAAAGAAUUAAAAGGGUUUGAUACAUAAAUGAAGCUGUGAACAGCAUUGCAGAAAAUGCUGCAGUUUCUUAGGGUUAGGGUCUGAUUUUUGUACAGAGAAAGUACAUUUUUCUGAUUAAUAUUUAUAUAUCUCUAUAUUGAAAAUUAUCUGUUUGUAUACAGUAUUAGUGCA